UCAAAAGCCCUUUAUAAAACAAAAUGUGGAAACAUGGGUAUGCCCAUAUUGUAAUCUCUUCUCUUUUCUUCAUGUGACUCUGCCACCCUUCUCCACCCAGCCAAUCAAUGUCUUCCCCUUCCCUCUUCUUCUUCUUCAUUCUCCUCUUCCUUCCAUUUCUAGCUCAGAUCUCUUCUGCACAGGACCAUGGCUUACUAUCUUCAGCCACUGUCAAAAUAGAUCCCUCUUUCAAAUUCGAAAACCCUAAACUCCGCAGUGCUUACAUUGCUCUACAAGCAUGGAAGCAAUCCAUUUUCUCCGACCCGUUUAACUUCACUUCGAACUGGAAUGGCCCGAAUGUCUGUUCUUACAUGGGUGUGUUUUGUGCUCCGUCUCCGGGGAAUAAGAAACUGAGAGUUGUCGCCGGCAUUGAUCUUAACCAUGCUGACAUUGCUGGCUAUCUCCCGGAAGAGUUGGGUCUUUUGACAGAUCUAGCGCUUUUUCAUCUCAACUCUAAUAGAUUUUGCGGGGUUGUUCCGACGAGUUUUAGUAAGCUUAAACUGCUUCAUGAGCUUGAUAUUAGUAACAACCGCUUUGUCGGGAAGUUUCCGGCGGUUCUUCUGUCGUUGCCUGCUUUGAAAUACUUGGAUCUGCGGUUUAAUGAGUUUGAAGGGUCUGUUCCUUCUAAUCUGUUUGAUCGUCCGUUGGAUGCUAUUUUCUUGAACGACAACAGGUUCCAGUUCGGAAUUCCUAAGAAUCUUGGGAACUCUCCGGUCUCAGUUCUUGUUCUUGCUAAUAACAAUCUCGGCGGGUGCAUUCCGGGGAGUAUCGGAAAUAUGGGGAAGACGCUGAAUGAGAUUAUUCUGAUGAACGAUAAUCUCACCGGUUGUUUGCCGCCGCAGAUUGGUUUGCUUAAGGAAUUAACGGUUUUUGAUGUUAGUUUUAACAGUCUUCAAGGCUCGUUGCCGUCUACCAUUGGUAAUAUGAAGAAGGUGGAGCAACUUAACGUUGCGCAUAACAAGUUUACAGGUGUUAUUCCGGCGAGUAUCUGUCAGUUGCCGAACUUGCAGAACUUUAGUUACUCGUUUAACUAUUUCACCGGCGAGGCUCCGAGCUGUAGUGCGGGUAGAGGCGGAGUGGUUACGAAUGGUACUCAGAAUUGCAUUGCUGGAAAAAUGGAUCAACGAUCUGCUAUGGAGUGUUCUUCUCAAGAUGCGCGUCCUGUUGACUGUAGUAAGUUUGAGUGUACAAGGGGUGGGUCCUCCUUUUCACCGCCGGUUGUGAAGCCUCCGGCGCCGGCACCUGCUCCUACUAAAAAGCCCAUUGUUAAACCUACACCGCCAUCGCCAUCGCCGGUUGUGAAACCGCCGGCACCGGCACCUGCUCCUACUAAAAAGCCAAUUGUUAAACCUGCACCGCCAUUGCCACCCCCGCCCACUUCUAAAUCAUCACCUUCUAAUAGAUCACAUCCUCCGCCGCCGUCAGCCCCUACAAAGUCUUACCAUUCGCCACCACCGCCUCCUACUAAAAGAGGGUCACCAACUUACGGUCAUGCAUCACCACCUCCUCCGCCAACUAAGAAGAUGUCUCCAAGUAAACGUUAUGCUCCACCUCCACCGUCCCCGGAAGUGGAUACUCCUCCACCACCACCUGUUGAGUACAAAUCUCCACCUUAUCACCACUAUGCAUCACCACCACCGCCACCUGCUGAAUACCCCUCUCCUCCAUAUCACCACCAUACAUCGCCGCCGCCACCACCUGCUAAAUACCCAUCUCCUCCCUACCACUAUGCAUCACCACCACCACCUGUUGAACACAGCUCUCCUCCCUAUCACCACUAUGCAUCACCACCACCACCACCUACUGAGCACAACUCUCCUCCUCCCUACCAACACCAGGCAUCUCCACCGCCACCGCCUGUCGAAUACAAGUCACCUCCUUACUACCAUAAUGCAUCUCCACCACCGCCAGUUGAAUACAGAUCACCUCCAUACCAACACAAUGCAUCUCCACCGCCACCACCUCCUCCCACUCAUGAGUCUUACCCACCAAAAACAGAAACCCCACCUCCACCGCCAUCACCCGGGUGUAUAACAGCUCCUCCACCAUCAUCCACACCAAGCUACCACCCCUCACCAUCACCUCCUCAACGGCAUUGGAACUAUCCACCAUCAUCACACCAAAGUCCCCCACCACCACCACCUCAAGAAUACUCAUAUUCCUCACCGCCACCACCUCCCACACCAUCUCCACCACCACCAGUCGUUGAUCUUACACCACUUCCCCCCAUUAUAGGAGUGUCAUACGCAUCUCCUCCGCCUCCAACAAUUCCAUACUACUAAAUCUCGGUUAUAAUUCUUUUGGUGGUGCUGUAACAUGCAACGAGGAGUACUGAUUCCAUACUCAUGUGUGCUUUUUUUUGUUUUUAUGAUGAGAAGUUUAAUAUGUAGCAAUAAUUUAAUUAAUUAUAUAUUUCAUUUUUACUACAUCAACUUAAUUGUAUUCUUAAGAUAUACUAUUAUGUAUUUAUGUUUGUAUA
Molecule: messenger RNA, 2518 nt
Organism: Mercurialis annua (annual mercury)
Lineage: Eukaryota; Viridiplantae; Streptophyta; Magnoliopsida; Malpighiales; Euphorbiaceae
Product: leucine-rich repeat extensin-like protein 2
Exons: 1
Coding region: 108-2321 (737 amino acids)
Molecular function (GO): protein binding
Source: RefSeq, a predicted model, not a curated record